Ilex paraguariensis (yerba mate) is the source of this 231-nucleotide messenger RNA. NCBI's taxonomy places the organism in Eukaryota, Viridiplantae, Streptophyta, Magnoliopsida, Aquifoliales, Aquifoliaceae. The record is from the annotation of a GenBank genome assembly.
AUGUCAAUUGGUUUGACGCAUAUUUUGCAGUUUCAUCACUUGGUUGAUGCAAUUCAGGCUUGUGGAGGUCAGAAGACUGCUGAUGGUAGACGCUAUCGGACAGGUGGUGGUAUACUAUGGUGCAUUCUCAAAGCACGUGAUCCAAAUGCCUACAGGGAAAUAAUGAAAAAAGGGAAGGAGUUUGAGGUAAAUUACUUACUUUUGCUUUUAAAUAGUAUACUUAAAUUUUAG